This is a messenger RNA of Selaginella moellendorffii, 2453 nucleotides long. RefSeq names its product intraflagellar transport protein 80 homolog. The transcript is spliced from 21 exons. Gene Ontology annotation, cellular component: centrosome; cilium; intraciliary transport particle B. NCBI's taxonomy places the organism in Eukaryota, Viridiplantae, Streptophyta, Lycopodiopsida, Selaginellales, Selaginellaceae. Gene Ontology annotation, biological process: cilium assembly. The record is from RefSeq and is a predicted model, not a curated record. Gene Ontology annotation, molecular function: protein binding. The coding region runs from base 137 to 2416 and encodes 759 amino acids.
GAGAGCAACAGUCCAAGUUGCUGGGGAUCUUGACAAGGAGUUUCAAACAAGACGGAAUAGAACAAGGAUGCUCGAGCUGCGAGUGCAACCGCUGAAGCGCUAGGGCUAUUGUGGUCGCGGUGUUCAUCACUGAGGAAUGCGGAUCACCGUGUUUAAGGCGGAGAACACGACACAUAAGGGCCUUGUAGCUGCCGUCGGGUGGAAUGUGACGAAUGACCUCUACUCUUGCGGUGAUGACUACGCUAUAUGGUGCUGGAACAGGGAUGGGAAGCCCAUUCUUAAGCUUGAGAACAUAGACUCCAUAUCCACGGAUUUGCAAUGCUACCCUUUGACCUCGCACUGGAACCGGACUGGAUCAGGGAGCGACAUUUUUGUUGUUUCCUGCAUUGACGGGUCGCUUCAUAUUUCUAAUAGGACUGGGAAAGAAGAAAAAAGGGUCCAAGCUCAUGCAGGGAGCAUUCUGUGUGUUCGAUGGAGUACUGACGGAUCGGCCUUAGCAACUGGUGGGGAGGACGGGAUUGUAAAAAUAUGGUCUUGCAGUGGAAUGCUCCGAUCUACUUUGGCACAAAGCCCUUGUCCAAUCUACGCCCUUGCAUGGAGUCCAAGCUCGGAUCAGGUGUUGUUUGCUUGCCAGGGACGGUUGAUUAUCAAAUCCCUCCAGUCCUCAAUCAAGGAGUCGCACUGGGAUGGUCAUAACGGACUGAUUCUAGCGGUUGAUUGGAAUUAUGCUUCGAACCUUCUUACAUCUGGCGGAGAAGAUGGUGUCUAUAAGGUUUGGGACUACCAUGGGAGAAUGAUCUAUCAGAGUAGCAAAAUUGACGAUAGCAUAACUUCGGUUGCCUGGUGUCCAUCUGGGGAGUUCUUUGCCGUCGGCUCAUUCAACACGUUGUGGCUUUGCGACAAGACGGGGUGGGUUCUCUGGAAGGAAAAGCUUUCAGCUGGGUCCUUUCUAAGAAUUUCAUGGAGUAACGACGGUGCGCAACUGGCUGGUGCCGGUGCGAAUGGCUUUGUAGUAUUCGGUCAGAUCGUGGACAGAAAACUAGAGUGGCUAAAAUUGUCUGCGACGCUACGCGGUUGUGGACAUUUGAGAGUCUAUGACAUGGUGACUAAUAAUACGACUGACUUGGAGUUCUGUGACCGGGUUGUUCAAUUUCGUCUGGAGUUUCGCCACUUGAUCGUUGCGACUACUAACCAGUGCUACAUCUACUCGGUUUCAAAUUUAAACGCUCCACACGUAAUUGAUGUCAAGUAUGCCAUCAUUCUUAUAAGAUUAUGCCAAAGGUACUUCAUGAUCAUCGACAGUUUUGUGGGCUUGCAAUUGUUCACCUAUGAUGGUCGGCAUCUUUCAAGCCCAAAAUGUCAAGGACUGCGACCAGAGUUUUUGCUCGAGCGCAAUGUUGCUAUUUCAACAGACACUGUGGCGUUUAUAGAUACAUCCGACCAUAAAUUAAUUCGGUUUUUGGAUGCGUCGACGGGAAAGCUUGCUGGUGAACCAUUUCGACAUACUGUUGAAAUAAAAGAAAUCGCCCUCAAUCAAGUGGGAACUGUCAGGAGAAUUGCGUUUAUUGACCGCAACCAAGACCUCUUUAUAACUCCCGUAUAUCACAAGCACGAGGUAUUUAAACUGGCGACUAUUGUUGACAACGUGAGAUGGAAUGACGAGGCCGACAUAAUCGCUGCUAUCGCGUACCAGAAACUGAUUGUAUGGUAUUGUCCAUCGGCUGCUUUUGUUGAUCGAGACCUUCUUCAUCGAGUAAAAGUAAUAAAAGAGUGUGAUCUCGGCAAGAAUCCUAAAAUUCGAAGCUUUGUUACUUCUAGUUGCAUCUUACGACGAACAGAUGGAGCCAUAGUUUCUUCGUACAUAUGCCCGUAUCCGUUCGUGUUGUUCCAGCAUGUGAACUCCAGACAGUGGGAGUAUGCGGCCCAGCUCUGUAGAUUCGUAAAGGAGGAUUUACUUUGGGCUUGCUUGGCAACGAUGGCAGUCGAUGCCCAGGAGCUGAACAUUGCGGAAGAGGCUUAUGCAGCUCUGGACGAGGUGGAUAAGGUGCAGUUUAUGCUUUAUCUGAAGGAUCUUCCCGUAGAAGAAGCACGACAGGCAGAACUUGCAUUAUUUAAAAGGCACCCGGACAAAGCCGAGUCGAUUUUACUGCAAGCUGGGCUCACUUAUCGGGCAAUCCACAUGAACUUGAAGCUCUUCAACUGGGACAGAGCGCUAGAACUGGCUGUUUUGCACAAGGUCCACAUUGACACGGUGAUGUGGUACAGGCAGCAUUACUUGAUGCGGAUCAAAGCUAUUGAGACCAAGGAGCAGUUUUUGCACUUCAAGGAUCAGGUGAAGAUUGAUCCCCAGAAAAUCAACGCAAAGAUUCACCAGGAAAUGCUUCAGGAAGGUAGUAGACAAGGUGCCAGGAAAUAAUGUUUCUUUUUAACUUCAACUUUGCAACUUUGGUGCA